Messenger RNA from Penaeus indicus, 882 nucleotides. Its product is annotated as histidine-rich glycoprotein-like. The transcript has a single exon. Bases 1 to 882 code for a protein of 293 amino acids. The record is from RefSeq and is a predicted model, not a curated record. Lineage: Eukaryota; Metazoa; Arthropoda; Malacostraca; Decapoda; Penaeidae.
AUGCACUGUACUUCACCACACCACACCAUAUUUCACCACACUGCCACCACACCACACCAUAUUUCCAGCACAAUACCACCAUGCCGCUACCACACCAUAUAUCCACUACAAUACUACUAUGCUGCUAUCACACCGCACCAUACACCAUACUUCUACCACAGUGCCACAAUACACUAUACUUCACCACACUGCCACCAUAUAUCCACCACAGUACCACCGUACGACUACCACACCACGCCACACCGCACCAUACACCAUACUUCUACCACAGUGCCACCAUAUAUCCACCACACUGCCACCACACCAUACACCAUACUUCUACCACAGUGCCACCAUAUAUCCACCACACUGCCACCACACCAUACACCAUACUUCUACCACAGUGCCACCAUACCGCCACCACACUGCCACCACACCAUACACCAUACUUCUACCACAGUGCCACCAUACCGCCACCACACUGCCACCACACCAUACACCAUACUUCUACCACAGUGCCACCAUACCGCCACCACACUGCCACCACACCAUACACCAUACUUCUACCACAGUGCCACCAUAUAUCCACCACACUGCCACCACACCAUACACCAUACUUCUACCACAGUGCCACCAUAUAUCCACCACACUGCCACCACACCAUACACCAUACUUCUACCACAGUGCCACCAUACCGCCACCACACUGCCACCACACCAUACACCAUACUUCUACCACAGUGCCACCAUACCGCCACCACACUGCCACCACACCAUACACCAUACUUCUACCACAGUGCCACCAUACCGCCACCACACGCGGCCACCAAUUCCUGCCCAGCUCAUUACCAGCGCGGGGGGGGGGAGCCAGACGGGUCAAGAUGGUGCGAUGGGCGUGGCCUAA